Ornithodoros turicata is the source of this 549-nucleotide messenger RNA. RefSeq lists its product as uncharacterized. Lineage: Eukaryota; Metazoa; Arthropoda; Arachnida; Ixodida; Argasidae. The transcript is spliced from 5 exons. The record is from RefSeq and is a predicted model, not a curated record. The coding region runs from base 1 to 549 and encodes 182 amino acids.
AUGCACGAGAAACGUGUGCCUGCUCCGCCAGAACUGCGGGCGUACCUAGAGGUUCCGGAACUGCAAUGGCGUGAGGGAGCAUUGACAUCCAAUUCAGCGUGCGCCUGUUUCUUCUGGACCAUUGAGGCACAGAUGCUGGAGAAUAGACCAGACCUUGGUCAGUAUCAAGACUUUACAAACUGCCCUGAUUACUACGGCCCGUUGUACCAGUUGUACCGGAAUUACAAAACUGAUCCGGCACUGGGACCCAACGUCAAAUGUUACGUGACACACAGUCUAGAACCCGCUGUGAACGGCAAAACAUCGUUCAAUACAAGCUACGUGCAGGAUGGCGUGCUGAAACAUCUGUUCGUCCCUGCUGAACUGAGGUCGACGGCCGGCUACACUGUUCCCAACGUCCUGUACGCGAUGCCACCUUGUCUUGGUUAUGGAUGCCAUUUUUUCGUGACCGAUCCAUAUAACGUGGACCGUGGCUGUGCAUACGCCUACGACUCAAAGUGCGGCCCUCAGAAGUACACGUACUACGAUCCGAGCGAAUGCGGUCUUUGA